UUCUACCGACGUGACGAGGAAAUACUUUCCCGAUGGCUACUCAAAUGCCGCUGACUAGUCUUACUGCUGUUCACGUCCUACUUGUUGUAUUUUGUAUUCUUAAAAGGUUGCUUAACAAAUGUGUUAGAGCAGGGACGAAUGGAAGUUGUCUAAAAUGAAUAAUUCUGUCGUUUUCUACACCAGUACGGGAAGCUCUUUAACCCAAAUGAUAUGCGUGAGUUCUCUGGGAGGCCACGUCCUCUGCGAGGACCAGUUCAGCUGCUCCAUCUGUCUGGAAGUGUUUGUGGAGCCUGUGUCCACGCCAUGCGGCCACAGCUUCUGCAAGGCCUGCCUGCAGGGCUACUGGAACCACAGCAAGAAGUUCCUAUGCCCCAUGUGCAAGAAAAGCUACACCAGAAAGCCCGAGAUGAGCGUCAACAGGGUCCUGGCGGAGAUCUCCUCUCAGUUCCAGGGUCUAGCGGUGGCCGGCGGGCCCGAGGGGCCCGGUGCCUCCUCGCGAGGGUCCUCGCUUAAUCUGAGCCUGGACCCGGGCUCCCCGCGCCCCGACGCUGGCGAGUUUGCGCGGGACCGGGACGUUCCCUGCGACGCUUGUAUCGGGAGGAAGUUGAAGGCCCACAAAUCGUGCGUCAACUGUCCCGGGUCCUUCUGUGAAACGCACCUGAGACAUCACAAAAAGGUGAAGUCUCUCACAUCUCAUCGCCUAAUCGAGCCCACGUUCCACCUGGAGGACAAGAUCUGUAAGAAGCACGAGCGUCUUCUAGAAGUUUACUGCCGCACCGACCACGCCUGCAUCUGCGCCGCCUGCGCGGAGACCGCGCACAAGUCGCACGAUGUGGUCUCCACCGACCACGAGUGGAAGAAGAAGAUGAGCAACCUGGGAAAGAAGCGAUCCGAGCUCAAGCACCUUAUUAAGGAGCGAGCCAAAAAGCUGGAGGAACUCAAGCAAUCCAUUAAGGUCAUCAAGACCAGCGCCCAGAAGGAGCUGGAGGAGAGCUGGCAGGUGUUUGCCGAACUGCAGCGCCUGGUGGAGCAAAGCCAGGCCGAGCUGGUGGAGAUCAUCACCACUAGGCAGCGCGAAGCCGAGCGCCACGCGCAAGAGCUGGCGCGAGCCCUGGAGAAUGAACUGAGUCAGCUGAGGAGGCGGAGCCAUGAGUUGGAUGCCCAGGCCCAGACCGAGGACAAAGUGGUCUUCUUGCAGCACUUGGCCGCCUUGCCCCCCCUGCCCGAGCCCACCGACUGGUCAGUGGUGAGCAUCAACACGGACCUCUACCUGGGGACCAUCCGCUCGUCGGUCAGCGGCCUCGUCGACAAGUUUCAGGAGGAGCUGAAGAGGCUCUACGGCAAAGAACUCCGCAAGGUGCAGAACUAUGCCAGUGAGGUCAUACUGGACCCGGCCACCGCCCAGAAGAACCUGGUGCUGUCUGACGACGGCCGCCAGGUGAGGUACGAGGAACGCAAGACAACUCAUUCCGAGGGCCCGAAACGUUUCACCCCGGCCCUCUUCAUCCUGGGUCGGGAGGCUCUGGGCUCGGGACGCCACUACUGGGAGGUGGACGUGGCCCGCAAGACGUCCUGGACUCUGGGCGUGGCCAACGCCUCGGCCCGACGCAAGGGUGAGAUCAAGCUGAGUCCCGCUGGCGGAUACUGGUGCUUGUGGCUGAAGAACGGCCAGGUGAAAGCGCUGGCCUCGUCCCGCCUUCCUCUCACGCUACCGUCCCAGCCGGCUAAAGUGGGGAUCUUCCUGGAUUACGAAGGCGGCCAGGUCUCCUUCUACGACCCCAAGGCCCGCUUGCACCUCUACACUUUUGUUCACGCCUUUAACGAAAGUCUGUACCCCAUCUUCAGCCCCUGCCUCAGCCAGGAGGGCAAGAACGCGUCCCCUCUUGCCAUCACACCUGUCAAGCACAGGGAGGGGGGAUAUAUUUUGGGUCGUAGGUUUGUGUGUGUGUGUGUGCGUUGGUUCCAGCUGGUCUCAUGUGUCAGUGCACGGCCGAGCCUCGAAGCAACUGGGAUGUCGUCCCCCGGGAACCUCUCGGAAGAGCAGGUCCACUGCUCGAUCUGCCUGGAUGUCUACACCAACCCCGUGUCCAUCCCGUGCGGGCACAACUUUUGCCAGGCUUGCAUCCUGGGAUACUGGAAGAGCAGCCCGCUCUACCAGUGUCCCAUGUGCAAGAAGUCCUUCUACAAGAGGCCGGACAUAAGCGUCAACACGGUCCUGAGAGAGAUUGCCGAGCAGUUCAAGGAGAUACGGCUGAAGAGUACGGUGGAGAAGGCUGCGAAGGGGAAUAGGUGGACCGUGGAAAGGCGCAAGGAAGAGGAUGAGGAGAGGCUUUUGGAGGACGACCGUGAAGAGGAGAUGAAGCCCAAGGAAGAGGACGUCAGCAGAAGUGAGACGAAGGUGAAACCUCCGGAGGAACCGCCUGCAUCGCCGCCUCCGGAGUCUCCAUCCUGGCAAGAGGUCCUCUGUGACGUUUGCCUCGGCGAAGGUCGUCCCAAAGCUGUCAAAUCAUGCCUCGUGUGUCUGACCUCAUACUGCGAGGAGCACCUGAGGUCGCACGCCACCAGGUUCACCAAACACAAGCUGAUGGAGCCCGUGGCCAACAUGGAGGACCGCAUGUGCCCCAAGCACCAGCGCCUCCUGGAGCUUUUCUGCAAGAAGGACCAGACGUGCGUGUGCGUCCUGUGCACGGAGACUGACCACCGGGCGCACUACACCGUCCCCGUGGAGCGGGAAUGGACUGAGAAAAGAGCGCAGCUAAAGAAGAUCCAAGUGGAUGUGCAACAGAUGAUCCAGGACAGAGUGAGGAAAGUAGAAGAAAUCAAACACUCUGUGGAGCUCAACAAAGCGAGUGCGAAGAGAGAGACGGAGGACAGCGUGCAGGUCUUCUCCGAGCUGAUCCGCUCCAUCCAGAGGACUCAGGCCGACGUGGUCGCGCUCAUCGAGGAGAAACGGAGGCACACGGAGAACCGAGCUCGGGAUCUGGUUACCGAACUGGAGCGGGAGAUCGAGGAGCUGACAAGGCGCCACACCAACCUGGAGAACAUGGAGAGAACCGACCACAUUCACUUCUUGAAGAACUUUCCAGCUAUGAGCGCCGCGCCGUCCGUCCACGACUGGACCGACACAAACGUACCCACUGAUGUCAGCGUCGGCUUGAUCAGGACAGCUGUGUCCAAACUUGAAGCCACUUUCAAUAAAAUGGUGGACAAGCUGGCGGAUGGAGAGAUCCAGAAGGUCCUCAAGUACACAGCGGACGUGACUUUGGACCCAGACACCGCCAACCCGUGGCUGCAGCUCUCCCAGGACAGACGGCAGGUGCGUCACCUGGGGGCGUGGCAGGACCUCCCGGACCACGCCGACCGCUUCGACACGGUGGUCAUCGUCCUGGGCAGAGAGGGCUUCACCUCCGGUAGACAUUACUGGGAGGUCCAGGUAGGCGAGAAAGACGACUGGUACCUGGGUGCGGCCAAGUCCUCCGUCAACAGGAAGGGACGCAUCUCUGUGAGCACUGCCCACGGCUACUGGGCACUCGCCAUGAAGAAGGGCCAAGGGUACCGCGUGUCCACCGUGCCGCCGCUCCCGUUGGCGCUCAACUCCAAACCAAAGAGGGUGGGAGUGUACGUGGACUACGAAGAGGGCCAGAUAUCCUUUUAUGACGUGAGGGCUCGCGCGCACCUUUACACUUUCAGUGACAGGUUGACUGAAAAGAUUCUGCCAUUUUUCUACUUAUACUGCUGCGACAAAGCCUCCGACACCGUUGUCAUCUGUCCUGUCGCUGAGAAGGCCCUGAUUCAGCAAAGCUAAAAUGAGCUCCACGACAGAGGUGACAAAAGUACUCGCACUAUGUACUUAAGUGGAAGCACUGACACAGUAAAACAGUACUUGGGUCAAUUCCAUAAAGUAAAAGUAAGAAAGCACAGACUCUGCAAUGCACGUCAGUACAAAUGUAAACAAUUAUGCCAUGAUAACUUCGCACCUCUGUUAUUCAUUUGCAAAGUACUCAUCGUGAGAAGAGCGAUUUUGUUCAGUUGUGAGUUGUUAUGGCUUUGUCUUCGGACACAAAAAUCAAAUACAUGAUUUGAAAACGCUCAAGUCAUUGUGUUAUUGUCUUGUUGCACACAUGCAGUGAUUAAAGGGGACAUCAAAAGUCUGCACCCCCCCCCUGUUCAAAUUUUCAGGUUUUUGUGAUGUAAAAAAACCAUGAGAGUUACCGCACAAGCUAUGAUCCACAAAAAGCUUCCAAAGCAAAAGUAUCAGUCAGGAAAAGGGUACAAAAGUAUUUCCAAGGCAUUAAAUGUCCAAUGGACUGCAACCACAUGAUCACAGUUUUCAGUUCCAAUGACUUCCUUCUCCAAAAAGAUUUCAUUACGUCUCAAUCAAGUUGUACAGGCUACUGAAAAGACGUGACCCAAAAAUGGAGAUGGAACGGAGUCAUGGCAUUUCAAUGGGGAAAAUGGUUUUGAUCUAGUUAUGAGCUUGGUCACAGAAGGUACCACUGUAUUGCCAUAAUCAAUAAACAACCAUAGAAAUUUGA
Phyllopteryx taeniolatus (common seadragon) is the source of this 4535-nucleotide messenger RNA. RefSeq names its product bloodthirsty-related gene family, member 12 (gene btr12). The transcript is spliced from 15 exons. Bases 155 to 3805 code for a protein of 1216 amino acids. The record is from RefSeq and is a predicted model, not a curated record. NCBI's taxonomy places the organism in Eukaryota, Metazoa, Chordata, Actinopteri, Syngnathiformes, Syngnathidae. Gene Ontology annotation, molecular function: zinc ion binding; protein binding.